AUGACCACCGCGACGGAAGAAGAAAUAGAGGGGAGCGUGAACAACAACAACAACAACAACAGCAGCAGCAGCAGCACCACGAAAGCCCCGGUGGCAAAGAAGCAAUCGAUCCCGCAGCUCGUCACCGAGCCCGAUAACGCGCAGCCCGCCCUCUCACCAGACAGCCCGCCGUCCCCCCUCAGGCAGCCCACGCCCACACCGUCCUCCGAGAAGCCCCCUCGAUCGCCCAUUCUCAGUGCAGCACUCCACCCAUGCACAACCAUCCCCUGCGCAAUCACGCACCACAAUCUCUCCGCGCUCAAGUCGCUCCUCGAGACGCACCCCAUCAAUGACCCCAGCAUACCACUCCUACACCUCGUGAUAAUAUCCGGCGACGAAGUGAUGCUGCUACACCUACUCUCGGUCGGCGCCAACGUGGCCACCGUCUCUGCCGGACAAACACCACUGCUUCUCGCCGCCGAGGAGGGAAAGCCGCGCAUGGUCGAACUUCUACUCGCCAGCGGCGCAAGCCUCAAAGCGCGCUGUGAAAAAACUGGAUACACGGCGCUACACCUCGCAGCCUUCUACGGGCACCGUGAUGUCGUGCAGCUGCUGCUUGAGCGCGGGGCCGACAUCGAGGAAACGGUGGGGCGCGGACACACUGCGCUCGUGAUGGCCGCGCAGGAGGGACAUGUGGAUGUUGUGGCCUGGCUGAUCGAGAAGGGUGCGCAGGUCUCGGGGCUGUGUGGCGACGGGUUCACGGCGCUGCAUUAUGCGGCGGCGAACGGCAAAGUGGAGGUCGUGAAGCUCCUGCUGGAGAAGGAGGCGGAUGUGAAUGCGGCGACGGCGAGGGGGUAUACGCCGCUGCAUAAGCCGGCGUUCUUUGGGCAUCUGGAGACAGUGAAGGCGUUGCUGGAUCACAACGUUAAUGCGGCUGCGAGGAUCGAGGGUGGCCAUACGGCGCUGCAUCUGGCGGCCCAGGAGGGCUGGGAGAAGGUUGUAGACUUCCUGCUGGAGAAAAACCCGGAGCUUGCGGAGCUCAAGAGCGAUAUCGGGUCCACGGCGCUACACAUGGCCUCUCGGGAGGGCCAUUCGGAGGUUGUGAGGGUCCUCCUAAAACGAGGAGUUGACCAAACGGCAGUCGACAAGAGCGGAUACACCGCGCUCCACCUCGCAACCUUCUACGGCAAGACACAGGCCGCCGCAGUAUUCUUCGAGUCCGGCCCCAACGAGCUGGUAAACCGCCGCGUCAACAGCGGCCACACACCACUGCACAUGGCCGCGCAGGAGGACCACGUCGCAGCCAUGAAGCUCCUCCUCGAGCACGGCGCCGACAUCACCGCGCGCCUCGACAGCGGCUACACCGCGCUGCACAAGGCCGUCGAACGCGGACACGAGGCGGCCGUCACCUUCCUCCUGGAGCACGGCGUGGAUGUCGCCGCGCGGCUCAACGACGGCCGUACAGCGCUCCAUCUUGCGGCCAUUGGUGGGCACGAGGCGAUCGUAAGGGUGCUCAUUGAGAACGGCGCAGACGUGAAGGCGAAGGCCAAGGACUACCAUACAAAGUCGCUCCCGCCAUCGCGCGAUGGCGCACAGCUGCCCUUAUCGCCCCCAAAGACACCAGACAACGAUACGACCCCGGCGCCGGCGAGUCGACACCCGUCGAUAAAGAAGGGCGUGAAGCAGUUCCUAGAGAAGAGCCGCCUCAUCCACGUUGACGAAUCCGGCGACACCGCGCUACACCUCGCAAUUAUCCAGAAGCACCGGCACAUUGUCGCACUACUACUCGACAGCGGGGCAGAAGUGAACGGUCGGGGCAAGACGGGCAUGACGCCUCUGCAGCUAGCGGCGUCCACGAAGGGCGGCGAGGGGAUACUGAAGCUGCUGCUGGAGAAGGGGGCCGACAAGGGCGCGCGGACGGCGGAGGGGAAUACGGCGCUGCAUUUGGCGGCGGGCGCGGGGAACGAGGGUGGCGUGAGGGUGCUGGUGGAGGAGGGGGCGGAGGUGGCGGUGCGGAAUAAGGCUGGGGAGACGCCGGGGGCGCUGGCGGUGGGGGAUGGGAUGGCGGGGGUGCUGAGUGAGGGGCGGAGGGGCAGGGGACGGUCGUUUUUGGCGAGGUUUAGGAAGGAUUUGUAG
Morchella importuna is the source of this 2115-nucleotide messenger RNA. RefSeq lists its product as uncharacterized. The transcript has a single exon. The record is from RefSeq and is a predicted model, not a curated record. NCBI's taxonomy places the organism in Eukaryota, Fungi, Ascomycota, Pezizomycetes, Pezizales, Morchellaceae. Gene Ontology annotation, molecular function: protein binding. The coding region runs from base 1 to 2115 and encodes 704 amino acids.